UUUCGGUCAAAGUCGCAGUUCUCAUUGAAACCUCGAGGUAUUAGAAACAAAUAGUGCUAUCACACCGAUUUAAUUGAUUGCAAAGGCCACUGAAUUAUAUUUGGUCAGAAUGCCUCCACCGUAUGAAGAACGUCACCAUCAUCACCACCACCACCACCACAACCGUCCUAUUGUUGAGGUGGAUAUUGUUAGCCCUUUUAGACGACCCUAUGUGGCAAUACCUCCUCCACGUGUCACCACAGAAGUUGUAAUAAUACCUCCUCCUCAGCCACGUCCACCACCACCCAGGCAAGAGGUUGUUGUUGUUGUGCCACAGAGUCGUCCACCAGCCCCUGAACACUGGGAUAAUUCUCGACGAUGGUGAUUGGUCUGAGUUAUUACGGGCAACUAUUAAACAGCCUUAAUAGAAUUGCAUAUUUGUCGUGAAUGAAAUAAAGUGUAUAUUAGAAAUCAAAUUAGGAAAAUGAGGAAAAUGUAUGAUAAAAUGAAAAAUUGUUAAU
This is a messenger RNA of Stomoxys calcitrans (stable fly), 500 nucleotides long. Its product is annotated as forkhead box protein G1. The transcript has a single exon. NCBI's taxonomy places the organism in Eukaryota, Metazoa, Arthropoda, Insecta, Diptera, Muscidae. The coding region runs from base 110 to 364 and encodes 84 amino acids. The record is from RefSeq and is a predicted model, not a curated record.